Dufourea novaeangliae is the source of this 1489-nucleotide messenger RNA. RefSeq names its product bleomycin hydrolase. Lineage: Eukaryota; Metazoa; Arthropoda; Insecta; Hymenoptera; Halictidae. The coding region runs from base 119 to 1489 and encodes 456 amino acids. Gene Ontology annotation, molecular function: cysteine-type aminopeptidase activity. The record is from RefSeq and is a predicted model, not a curated record. Gene Ontology annotation, cellular component: cytoplasm. Gene Ontology annotation, biological process: proteolysis; L-homocysteine catabolic process; response to toxic substance. The transcript is spliced from 4 exons.
CGAAUGAAUGUACACAGUAGAAGUGAUAUAUCUUCACGAUUCCUAAGUUCUGCAUGUUGUUGGUAAAAACCGUCACUGAAUCCGUUACAGCUGAAGCGACAAGAAUUCACACGUCACGAUGAUUGCCUCAGCAGGUGUUCUUACGCCAGAAGUUUUAAGUCAGUUACGUGCCAAAUUUUAUGAAGAUAGUCGCAAUAGCUUGGCACAAAAUGUAUGCACACGAGCAAAUCUUAUAGAAGCUUGUGUUUCACGAAAAGUUUUAGAAGAGUCACAACAUGUUUUCACUCAUAAGAUUGAAACAGAAGGGAAGCCUUUGACAAAUCAAAAACGUUCUGGACGAUGCUGGUUGUUUUCUAUUUUAAAUGUUAUAAGACCAGCCUUUAUGAAGCAACACAAUUUGGAUGAGUUUGAAUUUAGCCAAGCCUAUUUGUUUUUUUGGGAUAAGGUUGAACGAUGUAAUUAUUUUCUGCACAAUAUCAUAAAGACUGCUAGGCAAGGUGAACCUGUGGAUGGUCGCUUAGUAUCAUUCUUAUUGAAUGAUCCAGUUUGUGAUGGAGGUCAAUGGGACAUGAUUGUUAACCUUAUAAACCGACAUGGUCUUGUUCCUAAAGUCUGCUUUCCUGAAUCAUACAACUGUGAAUUUAGUUUCAAUAUGAAUAGUAUCUUGAAAAGUAAACUGAGAGAGUACUCCAAAGUACUCAGAGAUAUGGUAUCUAAUUGGGCAACGGAUGAAGAAUUAAAAAAUAAAAUUCUAGAACAAAUGGUUGUAAUUUAUCGAAUAAUUGGUAUUUGUUUAGGCAUUCCUUCAGAAACAAUCACUUGGGAAUACUAUGAUAAAUCAAAGAAUUACAAUUGUAUCGGACCAAUUACACCAGUGGAGUUUUAUGAGAAAUAUGUGAAACCAUAUUAUAAUGUAAAUGAUAAGAUUUGUUUAGUAACAGAUCCAAGGCCAUCCAACAUAUAUGGAAAACUUUAUACAAUAGAUUGUUUGGGUAAUAUAGUGGGUGGAAGACCAACGUUAUACAAUAAUCAGCCACCUGAAUUAUUAAUGAAAUUAUGUGCAGAAAGUAUAAAGAAAAAUGAACCUGUAUGGUUCGGAUGUGAUGUAAACAAACGGUUAAUAGGCAAACAAGGUAUUCAAGACAUGAGGGCGUAUGAUUAUAAAUUGAUGUUUGGAACAGAUAUACAAGUCAACCUUACAAAAGCAGAUAGAUUGCUUUAUGGAGAUUCUAUGAUGGUUCAUGCAAUGGCGUUUACGGCAGUUGCAAUUGAUAAUGAAGGCAAAAUUAAAAAGUUCCGGGUAGAAAAUUCUUGGGGGGACGAUCAAGGACAGAAAGGAUAUCUAUUAUUAACAGCUGAGUGGUUUUCUGAAUUUGUCUUUGAAGCAGUCAUUGAUAAAAAAUUAGUACCUGCAGAUGUAUUAGCAGUGUUUGAACAAGAACCUAUUGUCUUACCUGCAUGGGAUCCUAUGGGUACUCUUGCUCAUUGA